Molecule: messenger RNA, 2233 nt
Organism: Oncorhynchus kisutch (coho salmon)
Lineage: Eukaryota; Metazoa; Chordata; Actinopteri; Salmoniformes; Salmonidae
Product: prolyl 3-hydroxylase family member 4 (inactive)
Exons: 7
Coding region: 208-1503 (431 amino acids)
Biological process (GO): peptidyl-lysine hydroxylation; collagen fibril organization
Cellular component (GO): endoplasmic reticulum
Molecular function (GO): protein binding; collagen binding
Source: RefSeq, a predicted model, not a curated record
AAAUCACUGCCUCCGACUGACUCCUUGUGAAACUCCUGCAGGGGAACCCUGACUUUUCUGUCCCCUCCUCUCCGUCUCUCCAAGCCGUGCCAAGGCUCUGUACGUGUAAACAGACAUGAUCAUUCACUGGUGAAGAAAACCCCGGAGAAAUUAUCCCGAAAUCGUAUUUGGUUGGAGAAACAGAGGGCAUAAUAAAGAAUAAGCACAAUGGCCCCUACAAACGUUAAAGAAACCUGGCUUUCAUUUUGUUUCUGUGUAGUUUUGGUUGCUCCGGUUCUGGUCGAAGCCCAGUAUGAGAAAUAUAGCUUUAAGAGUUUCCCACAGAACGACCUAAUGCCACUUGAAUCUGCGUAUGGACAUGCUCUGGACCAGUAUGCAGCGCAGAACUGGAGGGACAGCAUCAAGUACCUGGAAUUGAGUUUGCGUCUUCACCGGCUCCUGAAAGACAGCGAAGCAUUUUGCAGCCAGAACUGUAGCACUGUCAGUCGGGACAAUGAUACCCUCUUCGCGGACAGCAGUCUCCGCAUCAUGCGGCAUUUCUUACUCCGGGCUUCAUGCCUUAAAAAGUGCAAAACAACAUUUCCAGUGUUUACAGUAGCCUACCCAAAGAGAGAUGUUCUGGAAGCCUUUGAGAAGAGGGUACCCUACCGGUACAUACAAUAUGCUUACUACCAGUUAAACAACAUAGAGAGGGCCGUGUCAGCGGCCCACACAUUCCUCCAGAAGAACCCAGAAGACCCCUUCAUCUCCAAGAACAUGAACUACUACAAGACCCUGUUUGAGCUGGACGAGUACCUCAUCGACCACGAGGAGCGGCCCUACGAGCCUGUGUUCCUGAAGGCUGUGAAACUGUAUAACUCUGGAGAUUUCAGCGCCAGUACUCGGGACAUGGAGCAGGCCACUACGGAGUACCUCAAAAUGUACGACCUCUGCCUGGCAGGCUGCGAAGGGUCAUAUGAGGUCACAGAGUACAAAGACUUCUACCCUACACUGGCAGAUCUCUACACGGAAGUUCUGAAGUGUAAAGUGAAGUGUGAGGAGAACCUGAAGCCCAACGUCGGUGGUUUCUUUGUGGAAAAGUUUGUGGCUACCAUGUACCACUACCUUCAGUUUGCCUACUAUAAACUGAACGACGUGCGUAACGCGGCUCCGUGUGCGGCCAGCUACAUGCUGUUUGACGCUAACGACCAGGUGAUGCAGCAGAACAUGGUGUACUACCGCUUCUACCGAGAACAGUGGGGCCUGGAGGAGACGCACUUCCUGCCUCGCCCGGAGGCACUGAGGUACUUUAACCAAACGACCAAGCAGAGGGAAAUGCUGGAGUUUGCACUGAACUACCUACAGACAGAUGAUGAGGAUGUGGUGAGUCCAGAGGAGGUGGCUGCUCCCUCGGCCCCCCCUGACGCUGAGUUUGAGGGGAUAGGAGAUUACGAGGAGUCCUUCGUAGCAGACUGGUGGCAGGAACCCAAAACCAAGGGGGACGCUGGGGAACCUGCAGCCUGACCCCAAACACCAACUCCACCAUGAACACAACCCCUCCCCCAAACAGAAUACUUCUCAAAUCCCCUCUCAAAGAAUAUGGACAGCCCUACAGAGCCAGACCCAUCCAGAAAUGCCAGGGUACUAUAUUUAGUACACCCCACACAUUAAAUUGUUCCAUGGUAUAUAUACAAACACACACAGACACAUCAUUUCACAGCUUAAGGAACACAAAAGGGAGAAUUGACAUUGCCAGUUGCACACAGUUCCACACACACACACACACAAACAAACACACAAACACACACAAACACCCACACAGGACUUAUUGAAGGUCAGAGCUGUCCAUGUCUGAACUGAAAGCUAAAUGGUGCAUCUGUUUUUGGCAUAAGGAGAGAGGGAAAAGAAAGGGAAAGGGGGGACACCUAGUCAGUUGUACAACUGAAUGCCUUCAACUGAAAUGUGUCUCUUCCGCAUUUAACCCAACCCCUCGAAAGGUGUAUUAUAAAUGUUAAUACUGUAUGACUGUUAUUGUUGUUGUUGCCUUUCUUAUUUCAUGAAAUGAUUUGCCUUUGUGCCUUAGCCCUGGUAGUAUGGCACUGAUCGAUGCCUUCUGUCAAUAUCUAGGAUGUUUGAUGUUGAAUUCUGACCUAUUGGAGGCGUAUUUUGUCGGUCCAGCGGUAAGAUAAAAAUCCACACAAAAUUCUAAGUGAACAACGGCAGAAAGUGUGGAAUAAAGUGACGUAUUAUUUUA